Messenger RNA from Plasmodium adleri (nom. inval.), 2607 nucleotides. Its product is annotated as conserved Plasmodium protein, unknown function. Bases 1 to 2607 code for a protein of 868 amino acids. The record is from RefSeq and is a predicted model, not a curated record. The transcript has a single exon. Lineage: Eukaryota; Apicomplexa; Aconoidasida; Haemosporida; Plasmodiidae.
AUGAAAAAUGUGCGUUGCUUAUUUUACUUUUGCAAUUUAUUCAUCCACAACAGUGAUAGAAAAACAUAUUACAAUUUAAGAAUAAACAGAAUCCCGAAUAAUAAUAAGGUAGAAAGGAACAGAUUAUAUGAUAUACAAGACGAUCACUACAAUUAUUUAGAAAAGAGUAGGAAUAAUGAAUAUGAAGACAUUUUAAAUGAAAUUAUUUACGAGUAUGAAGAAGAAAGUCUCAAGAGAAAGAAGGAAGAACAAAAAAGGAAAGAAGAAUUGAAAAAGAGAGAAGAAAUAAAAAAAAAAGAAAAUGAAAAAAUAUAUAAUAAUAAUAAUAAAACAAAUGAGAAACCAAAUGAUAUUUAUAAAAACGAAAAUGUUAAUUUAAUACCAGAUUAUUUUCUUAAAAACACAGUUAAGGAGGAUGAAACUGAAGAGAAGGAAAAAGAUGAAAAUUCAUCUAUGAGAGAUGAAAUAAAAAGAAUUGAAAGAUUUAAAGAAAAUAAUAUAUUAAAUUUAUGUAAUUUAAAUUAUGACAUAUUAAAUUUGUUAUUAAAGAAUGAAUUAAAGAAUAUAAAUAAUGAAGACGAAUCAGAUAAUCAAUAUAAUAAAAUAAGUUUAUUUCUUGAAACACAAAUAAAUAGAUCUAAGGGUGAAGAAAAUUUAUAUAUUGAUGAUAGUGUUGGUAGAUAUUUUGUAAAUAUUGAUGACGAUAUAAUUAAUUCAAUUACAGAAAAGGAAUUACAUUUUUUAAAAAAUGAGAUAUAUAGAAGUGUUAUCUUUUUAAAAUAUAAGUAUUUGAAAAGUUAUAAGACAGCUAUUCAUAAUUUAAAGCAGGAAAAAAAGGUAAAAACAAAAGAAAUAAAUAAGCAUGUGUCUGUGGUAUAUGAAGAUAAUGAUAAUGAAGAAUCAUUAAAUGAGGAUGUUACAAAUAGUAAAAAUGAAAAUAAUGAUGAUAAUGACAAUGACAAUAACACUGAAAAUGACAAUAACGAUGAUGAUAAUCAUUUUUACACAAAUAAUAAAAGUGUUAGUAAUGAAUCAGAUAAUAAUAAUUUAUCUUUAGAUCAACUUGAAAAGAUUGAUCAAGUAUUAUCCAUGCAAAAUAUUCAAGAAUUUAUUGAUGCCAAUCAAAGACUUAAUUUAUUGAAGAAAAACUAUGAAGAUUUAAAAAAUUUUAACAUAUUUGAAAUAAUAGAUAAAAAUAAAUUUCUAAACAGUUUUAAAAUAAAAAAUAUAAAUUUUUAUCAAUACAACUGUUCGGUGUUAUAUGAUACCAUGAAUAAGUUCGUUAAAGGAAUAAAAAAAGUAAAAGAUAAAAAUAAUUCUGAUGAGAAUGACAAAAAUUUAAUGGAGAACAAAAAAAAUAAAAACCAACAGAAUGGUGAUACAAUUAAUAGUAAUAAUAAUAAUAAUAGUAGUAGUAGUAGUAGUUAUAAUAAUAAUUCUUCAGAAGAUAUUCAAAAAAAUUAUUCAUAUAUAUGUAUCCCAAAAAUUAAUGAUUUUAAUUUUUUCAAAGAAGAGAAUAAAUCAAUCGUUAUUAAUCUUUCAAGAAAUAAAUGUGAUAUGGAUAAUGACAAAAAUAAAUUCCCUAUUACUAAUGAAUUAAAUAUUGAAACAAAAAAAGGUAUACUUGUUUUAAGUGCUCAUGAUAAUAAUAUACAAGUGAGUGUAAGAAAUAUCUGUGAUAAAAUUUCUUACUUGACACAAAGUUUUGUAAUAUGUCCUCAUAUGAAUUAUAAAGAAAAUUAUUUACAAAAUAAAAAAACCAUUUUAAGAAUUAUAAUGUUAAUGUUAUUUUAUUUUAAUAUUAAACAUAUGUAUGUUAUCUGUUUAGACAAUGAAAGCUCCAUGUUUUUAUAUAACUUUUUGAAUGCAUAUAAGAAUGAUGAUAAUAUAUCUCCUAAUGACGACAAUAAUAAUUUGUUUAGGAGUUUGUUAUUUGAUAAGAAUGAAUCAUAUAAAAAAAUGAAUUAUAAUAAUAUACAAGAUGAUAACUAUGUAUAUGCUAGAUUAAAUGAAAUAAAAUUCUCUCAUAUUUUUAAUGAUAAAUUUGUUCCCUUAUUUUCUGUAAAAGAUAUAUUUAAAAAUUAUGUCUUCUUAAUGAAUAAAGAGAAAUAUUUUUUUGACAUAUCUUUUUUCAAACGUUCUUGUUUGUUCAUGUUUUUAGAUGAACACGCCAAUAAAAAAAAUCACGUAAAAUCAACAAGUGUACAACAUUUCUUUUAUUAUAAAAAAUUUGAUUAUCCAUAUAUAUAUAAUGUAGAUAAUAAUUAUUGCAUAAACACAUUGAAACGUUUCAAUGAAAUUUUGUUAUAUCUAACAUCAUGGAUAGAUAUAUUUCAUACAAGUGAAGAGGAGAAUAAUAAUUCUCAAGAGGGGGAUCAAUUAAAUGAGGAAGAUGAGCAAAAACAAAAUGAUCAACACCCAAAUGAACAGGAUGAUGAAAUGUUUGGAGACGAGAAACAAAUAGAAGAUGAAUAUGAUUAUGAUGACAAUGAUGAAGAAUUUAAUGGAUCAGAAGACGAUGAUGUUGAAAAUAGGGAUGAUUAUAAUGAUAAUAAUGAAAUGAAAAGCAAGGGUCACUACGGAAAUUCAAAAAGUAUAAGAUCAUAA